Molecule: messenger RNA, 2034 nt
Organism: Carassius auratus (goldfish)
Lineage: Eukaryota; Metazoa; Chordata; Actinopteri; Cypriniformes; Cyprinidae
Exons: 5
Coding region: 530-1903 (457 amino acids)
Biological process (GO): regulation of extrinsic apoptotic signaling pathway
Source: RefSeq, a predicted model, not a curated record
AAUUUUUGCAUAUUCACUUGUCUAGAUUUCAUUCCCAUGUCUUAUCUUAGACCUCCACAAAAUGAAGGGUUCAGGAACUUACUGAUAUCAUAAAUAAUUUAGUGUACAUGUCAUCUAACAUAAAACACAGUGGCUUACUGGCUGCAGAAUGAUGAAAUCUUUUCUUCAUGUCACACAAAUGCCUAACUCUUGGAAAAAUAAAUUAAGAAUUCUUAUUUCACAGCUACUUCAACUCAAACUCAACUGGGACUAUAGGUUAAGUUUCGUUUAAUAAAUUAUUUCGUGGUGCCAUUCCCUUUUUCAUCUUGACAUUGAGAGAAAACAUACCUCGAAACUGUAAACAUCACCUGACGAACCUUUUCCCAGACUACCUGAAUGACGUCAACCCCGGCUGCAACGUCUGCUGAUAGGUGUUUUCAAAAUGGGCGUCUUCUAACGUCGCUUACACGUCCAAGGUUCCUUAAAGACUUUGCACAAACAGUUGAUCACAGCUGAAGAUCGAAACAACAUCGUAAAGUGGGAGAAAUAUAUGACCAGUAUGGCAUCCAUUUCGGCUGACCAGAAUUCACAGCCCACCCCUCAGCUGCUGUCAGUGGGAGAAAAGGACAGGAAACGGCUGCUGGAGGUGUAUGUAAAGCGAAGUCUCAGCCUUAACGAUGGAUCCCAAUGUCCGCUGAGACAGGAGCACAGAACACGCAAAUGGGUUCCCAUCACAGAGCGCAAGACAAGACAUCGCAAGCAUUCCAGUGAUACAUCUCUGAACUUGACUUCACAAGCCUCCUUCUCAGAUGAAGACAUUAGAUACGAGACCUUCCCUGAACCGCAAAUGGAUAAAAAGGAGAGGUCAUCUGAGAAGAAAUCCAAAAAGUGGAGUUUUAAAGGGAAUCUGCGCCUCAACGAUGGCUCUAAUGCAUCGCAAAAGUCCAAUAGCAAACCCAAAAAGAAGUUUCUACUUUUGGAUAAGGGCAAGGAGGAAGGUGGGCAGAACAUUGAUUCUUUAUCCUCCAAAACAAGUGCAGAUACUGCUGGAAAUAGGCAUUCAAAUGUGCAAGAAAAUCUGGAGACUUCUACAAUGGAAAAGAAGGACAAAGAAGGAAAGAAGACAAAGAAACCCACUAUAUGGAAGAGUUUCUUGAGCUGGUUUUCCAGGGGAAAUGUUGAAAAGGAGCAAAAUCUUCAGAGAACCGAAGAACAGCUCCCUCUUUCCCAUCCCUCAACACCCCAAAUCUCUUGUUUGCCUUUAGCUGACGCCCUAUCAAAAGGCGAUAUCAACCUGCGCCGUUCAAAAUCAACGAAAAAGAAAUCAUUCCACAGGAGGUCAUUAAAAUGGAGGCGAAGUGGAGAUAUGUCCACUGAAAAAUCUGUUGAGAUAGUGGAACCCACUAACUCAUACUAUGAGAAAAUGUCAGAGGAACUGGAGAAAAUUGUGCAUGAAGUGAAAGACAGUCCAGCUGAUGACAAUGCCAAUCAAAUAACAGACCAGAAUGGUGGAAAUGUCUCACAAGAAGAGGUUACCAGGAAAAUCAUAGAACUUAUAAAGCAGCAAGGAGACAUAAUAGAUAUCAAGCUGAAGGAGAACAGCACCGUAACCACUUAUCUGAAUGGAAUCACCUAUAGAUCCUUCCGGCAGAUGGCUGAUCAAUACGUGCAGUCAGAAGUUCCCAAUAAGAAAACCCAGCCGCCUGUCGUGGCACCAGAGCUGGUGAAGUUCGCCUUCACUCUGGAUUUCACAGCCAGAGUGGCUAAUCUACACCGCCAAUCCACGGGCCAAAUCAUGGGCUUUGGGAACCAGUAUCUCCAAGAUCACUUCACUCACAUGAGCGAGAGCCAUCCGCACCUCUCUGACAUUAAAGCAGAGGAUCAGAAAACACAGAACUUUGAUCAAGAAUACAUAAGCUUGUAGAAGCAUGAGCUUCUAGUUGACUUAAUUUUACUGCUUCAUUUACCUUUGAAAUGUAGCAACUCAAAACGAGCCAUUGAAGGAUUUAUUAGAAGGAUAAUUCUGAUAUAUUUGCACAACUGCAAUCAUUAUGU